GCCUUGCUGUCUUCGAAGGUUUUAGACCAUUUAGACGUCUUAGGCUUCAACCAACUCGCACUCGUCAUCCCUUCCAGGUUCGUUCCAGGUCGACGUAUUUAGGGAGAUCGGCACAUCCUACGCUGAUUCCGCGCUCUAGGGUUUUGACGGCGUGCUGUGAUCAGUCGGCCAUGGAUGUAGACUUGCAGACUACCGUCGACGGCUCUGAUCAGGGCGGCAUGGGAAUAAAGAUCAAGACGCUCGAUAACCGGACUUACGAAGUCGACGUUGAUCGUGCGCUGCUCGUGAGCGCUUUGAAGGAGAAGAUUUCCGGGCAGGUACAGGUGCCAGCUGGCAGCCAGCGAUUGGUCUUCCGAGGGAAGGUCCUGAAAGACGAUCAGACCCUCACUUCCUACGGCAUCAGCGCGGGCCACGUGGUGCACCUCGUCUCGCGCCUUACCGGCAGCUCCCCGCCACCUUCCGCGCAUGGCGCACGCGCGGGGGCGGAGGGCGAGGGGACUCGCGGAAGGUCAAGGCCGUUGCACGGGGGACAGGGGAGGGGCGGCGCAGGCGGAGAGAGAGGCAGCGGCGGCGGGAUUGCGGGGAUACGGAUCGUUCCGGGGGGAGGGGGAGGGUUGGGGGGAGGGAUGGGGGGAGGGAUGGGCCACGUGCAGAUAGGCACCUUACCUGCCUCCACGACUGUUCAUCUGGGCUCGUUCAACCUCCAAUCGGACGGCUCUCAGGGCCUCCCUGACCUCAACCAUAUCGUGUCCAAUGUGCUUUCCUCUAUUGGCCUUGGAGCCAUGGGCCUGGGGGGCAUGGGGGGAGGCAUGGGGGGAGGCAUGGGGGAAGGGGGAGCGGGGAGUGGGCGAGUGGGAGGGGGUGGAAGCGAGGCAGCAGGCCCCAGUGCCAAUGUUACCAUCGACAUCGCACCGAUCGCUAUGCGAGCAGCAAGCGCCCACGGUCGUUCCUCCCCUGCAGCAGGCGCUAGUGCCGCUGGUCGUGCCUCUGCCAACUCCCGUGCUGGUGAUACCGACGCUGCUGCUGCUUUUGCUCCUGCCAGCGCUCCUGCUGCUGGUGCUGACGCUCAAGCCACUGCUGCUGCUGCUGGUGCCGGCAGGGAUGGGGGAGGAGCGGCGGCAGAGGGGAGAGGAGGAAGGGCGGAGCGAGGGGGCGUUGAAGCAGGGGAGGGAGCGGAGGGGGGCGAUGGGGGGGGGAGGGAAAUGCCAGAGGUGCAGAUCCACGUGGACUCAUGGCUGCCCAUGGGCGGCUUUGGCAUGCCCAUAGGCAUGGGAGGCACGGAAGGCAUGGGCUUGAGCAUGGGAGGCAUGGGAGCAGGAGGCGGUAUGGGCAUGGGAGCAGGCAUGGGAGCAGGCAUGAGAAUGGCACCAACAGGCAUGCCUGUGCCCAUGGGCAUCCCGCUCGGUGGCUUCUCUGUUCCUCUCGCCGGCAGCAUGGGGGGCCUCCCUUUCACGAUGGGACUUGGGGGAAUGGGGCUGGCAGGCAAUGAGGGGGGGGGGAUGAGGGGGGAGGGGGAGCACGGAGGGGAACAGGGGGAGCAGCAGCAAGGGGCGCGGCAGGCAGGGCGAAGGGACGCACUUGGGACUGUGGAUGAGUUUCUCACACGCCUGGAAAACCACCUGAGGCCGUCAGCGGACCCAGCAGCAGCCACGGCAGCAGCGGCUGCAAGGAGUGGGUUACCUUCCCUACAGCAGUUGGCGGCUGCCCUCAGGCGCUCCAACAGCCUCCUCACGGGGCCGCUCUCCUCCUCCCUGCUGAACCUUGCAGAUCAGCUGGAGAGUCUCCCAUCCCCUGAUGGCGCGGCUGCUGUGGACGCAGCUGGAGCAACAGGCACAGGAGCAGCACAGAGAGCAGCAGCAGCACAAGAAACAGCAGCAGCAGCAGCAGCAGCAGAGGCGGCGAUGAGGGAGGCAGUAGAGUCCACCGUGCGCUGUCUGUCGCAAGUGGCGCCCCUCAUGCUCGAGCUCUCCCGCCUCUGCCGCGCCCUGCGCUGGCCGCCGGCUGCCCGUGCUGCUGCUGAUGUUCCUGCUGCUGCAGCAGCUGCAGCGGGUGCAGCGGGUGCGAGCAGCGGGCUGCAGCACAUUCCACGCCUCUCCCCUCUGCCGCCUGUGUUCAUCACCGCUAGAGGGCCGAGUAGGCUCAUCACCCAUCAACUCCCCUUGCUGCAGCAAAUGCACGUGCAGGCUCAAGCUCCGAGCAUCGCAGGGAGGGAAGGGAGAGAAGGGGGGAGAGGUGGGGGAGCGGAGAGAGGGCGAGGAGGGGGGAGGGGGGUUGGGGAAAGCAUCAGAAUUCCGGUGUUUGGAGGUCAGCAGCAAUCAAGCGCAGCAGGCACAGCAGCAGGUACAGCAGCAGCAGCAGCAGCAGCGCCAUCUGCAUCUGUCCCCACGCCUGUUGCCAACUUCUCUCUCCCAGGGGGCGUGCAUGUGGGGUUGUUUGGCGUGCCUGCCAUUGCCGCCCACCAGCCUCGCACUCACCCCUCCCGCCCUACUGACCAUGCUCGCGCCUCAACAGACAGAACCACCAAUGCUGCAAACCCCCCUGCUGCUGCUGCUCCUGCUCCUGCUCCUGGUCCUCCUGCUUCUGCUGGGAGUUCUGCCCACGAACAGCAGCAGCAGCAGCAAGGUCAGGGGCAAGUGCAGCAGGGGCAGCAGGGGCGGCAGGGGCAGCAGGGGCAGCAGGGGCAGCAGGGGCAGCAGGGGCGGCAGGGGCAGCAGGGGCAGCAGGGGCAGCAGGGGCAGCAGGGGCAGCAGGGGCAGCAGGGGCAGCAGGGGCAGCAGGGGCAGCAGGGGCAGCAGGGGCAGCAGCCGGCAUCGUUGAUGGAGCAAGUGAUGGCAGCAGCUCGCCUGUUCCACGUGCAGCAGGUGCUGGCAGGGUAUAACGCGCACAUGCAGGGGAGGCGAGAGCAGCGGGACAGGCUAGAUGCGGCGAGUGGGGAGAGAGGGCAGCAGCAAGAGCGGUCACAGGAGCAGCACCAACAGGAGGAGCAGCAAGUGCAAGAGCAGCAGCAGCAGCAGCAGCAGGCAGUUGCAAGCGAGCAACAGACGUUGUUUGCCGGCCAACAGCCGUUGCUACAGUUCCCGGCCACUGUAGCUCUCUUGUCCGGGUCUGGCCCCCUCCCCACCAUAGUGAUGCGCCCUCAGCUGCCGCCAUUGGCAGGAGCAACGGGAGCAGCAAGGGCAGCAGGGGCAGCAGGGGCAGCAGGGGCAGCAGGGACAGCAGAACCAGCAGAAGCAGCAGAAGCAGCAGAAGCAGCAGAAGCAGCAGGAGCAGCAGGAGCAGCAGGAGCAGCAGAAGCAGCAGAAGCAGCAGGAGCGGCAGGAGCAGCAGGAGCAGCAGAAGCAGCAGGAGCAGCAGGAGCAGCAGGAGCAGCAGGAGAGCAGGCAGGGGGGUUGGGCGGGCAAGGGAGGGGAUCGGGACUCCAAGGAACAGGAAUGGGAUCAGAGGGCGGAGGGGGGGGCAUGAAGGCAGGGGGGAUGGGCGCACAGGCAGGGGGGAUUGGCGCACAGGCAGGGGGGAUUAGCGCACAGGCAGGGGGGAUUGGCGCACAGGCAGCAGGAAUGGGCGCACAGGCAGGGGGAAUGGGGUUGCAAGCAGGUGGACUGGAGGCGCUACUUGGUGGGCUGGGAGGCCUGGGUGGGAUCCUGGCAGGUUUAGCGGGGCAAUCAGGUGGAGGGGCCGAGGUUGAGGGAAGGUCGAUUGAUGGGGUGGUGCCUAGUGGAAGUGCAGAGGCGAGGGGGCGAGGAGGGGUGGCGGGUGACAGUGAUGAUGGCAGACAAGCCCAGCAACAGCAGCAGCAGCAGCAACAGCAGCAGCAGCAGCAGCAGCAGCAGCAGCAGCAGCAGCAACAGCAGCAGCGUGUGCUGAGAAGUAUGUUGGGGCAGGGCUUGGGUGCCUUGAGGAGAGUGUUGGGAGGGGCAGGGCGCGAGGGGGCAGGGCGGGGUAUGGGAGGGGAGCAAGCGAGGAGGGGCGCUGAGGUGGUAGAGGGGUCUGGGUCUGGUGGAGGGGUGGGGUGCGGUGGAGGAGCGGGACCGAGCGCCAAGGACAGAGGCAAGGUUCUCUCAGCUGCUGUUGCUGCUGGGCAAUUGAGCCAGGAGGAGGCUAAGGAGUGGGAGAGGGUAAUGGGAGAGGACGACGUGGCACAGCGCCACAUGGCACCACAAGAGAGGCUCUCAGAAGCAUACCUGCGAGGGAGGGGAUGGAGAAUGAGCCAAGAGGCCAAACAGAACCAGGAACGGCUGGUUUCUGCCCGACCGCACACCGAGGCUAACAAGGCAAUGUCCGGAAUGCCUGGGCCCUCGGCGGCGCCCCAAGAGUUAUCUGGCAACAGUCCCACCCCUGGUGAGCACAUGACACAUAGUGCCGAUGGACCCACGUCCAGCAUGCGUGGAGGAAUGCUUGCUGAUCAGGUGCCCUCGCGUCGGAGAAUGCGGGACGAGAUUGACGGCCGGAAUGAGGACGAUGGGAACAACGGCAGCUCCAGGCGAACCAAGCAUAAGAAGACAAUGGAAAGUGCAUGAUGGCAAAGAUGUGUUGCGAAGUUAGGGGCUGCUAUAGUUAGUAGAAUUCCGUGCUUUUGAACCGCGUUACAAAGUCCGAGGUGUAGAAGUCAACCUUUUAGCAAACAGUACACCUAGCGCGCCUUAAUUUCACACCCAGUAUUUUCAGGGGGUGCCGCCGAGAGAGUAUUCACCCCCAGAAAGCAGCUCCUGAAGACCAGAUCCGGAUA
Closterium sp. NIES-67 is the source of this 4726-nucleotide messenger RNA. NCBI's taxonomy places the organism in Eukaryota, Viridiplantae, Streptophyta, Zygnematophyceae, Desmidiales, Closteriaceae. The record is from the annotation of a GenBank genome assembly.